CCUCCCUCUUCGCGACAUGGGAAUGGAGAUGAUCACGAAUGUGUCCGAGUACGAGAGGCUCGCCAAGGAGAAGCUGCCCAAGAUGGUGUACGACUACUACGCCUCCGGCGCAGAGGAUCAGUGGACGCUCAACGAGAACAGGGAGGCCUUCUCCAGAAUCCUGUUCCGACCACGCGUACUGAUCGAUGUGUCCCAUAUCAACAUGGCCACAAACAUCUUGGGCUUCGACGUCUCCAUGCCGAUCAUGAUCGCUCCCACGGCCAUGCAGAAAAUGGCUCACCCUGAAGGAGAGCUUGCUACUGCAAGAGCAGCAGCAUCUGCAGGGACCAUAAUGACAUUGUCUUCAUGGGCUACUUCUAGUGUGGAAAGGGUUAACUCAGUAGGACCCGGGAUACGUUUCUUCCAGCUUUAUGUUUACAAGGACAGGAAUAUAGUUCGGCAACUCGUGAAAAGGGCUGAAAUGGCCGGGUUCAAGGCGAUCGCCCUCACCGUCGACACUCCGAGGCUCGGCCGCAGGGAAGCUGAUAUCAAGAACAGGUUCAACUUGCCUCCACAUCUGGUGCUGGAGAACUUUGCGGCGCUGGACCUCGGCAAGAUGGACAAGACAGAUGAUUCUGGGUUGGCUUCCUAUGUUGCUAGCCAGGUCGACCAAUCUCUUUGUUGGGAGGACGUCAGGUGGCUGCAGACAAUUACCUCGUUACCGAUCUUGGUGAAAGGGGUCAUGACUGCAGAAGACACUAGGAUUGCCAUCGAAUACGGCGCGGCCGGCAUCAUCGUGUCCAACCAUGGCGCUCGGCAGCUGGACUACGUCCCUGCAACCAUCAGCUGCCUGGAAGAGGUGGUCAGAGAGGCGAAGGGGCGGCUGCCGGUGUUCCUCGACGGCGGCGUCCGGCGCGGCACCGACGUGUUCAAGGCGCUGGCACUGGGAGCCGCGGGAGUAUUUAUCGGGAGGCCGGUGCUGUACUCGCUGGCGGUGGACGGCGAGGCGGGGGUGCGGAAGGUGCUGCAGAUGCUGCGGGACGAGCUGGAGCUGGCCAUGGCGCUCAGCGGGUGCCCGUCGCUCCGGGACAUCACCCGCGCCCACGUCGUCACAGACGGCGACAGGAUCCGCCGCGCACGCCUCUAGAUGGGGAGGCGCGCCGCAUCCGCCCUCAGCAGUACGUGCUUGUGCGCGCGGGCGCGCGCUGGUCGAUUUGAGAUGCCGCUCGUUCUUGUGCCUCCGUUUGAUCGAUCGAUGUAUCGGGCAAUAAAUUCGUAGAAAUAAAGUGUGGAGAAGGGCGCAUGCGUUGUCGUCGUGUAGUCUGCCCGCGAAAUGCUGUUUAUCACGUUCUGAUUUUGGCGACUACGCCCUCUCUGUCGGGUUUCGUAUUGUUGUCAUUCUGAAAGCAUGUCUAGCAGAAGCCUUAUGAUUGAGCCCUCUAUAUGACUGCUCAAAUUGAGUUAAAAAAAUGUGGUUCCUAGCCGAACUCUUAAAUUUA
Molecule: messenger RNA, 1478 nt
Organism: Aegilops tauschii subsp. strangulata
Lineage: Eukaryota; Viridiplantae; Streptophyta; Magnoliopsida; Poales; Poaceae
Product: glycolate oxidase 3
Cellular component (GO): peroxisome
Molecular function (GO): FMN binding; (S)-2-hydroxy-acid oxidase activity
Source: RefSeq, a predicted model, not a curated record